Engraulis encrasicolus (European anchovy) is the source of this 6891-nucleotide messenger RNA. Its product is annotated as pneumococcal serine-rich repeat protein. The coding region runs from base 214 to 4089 and encodes 1291 amino acids. Lineage: Eukaryota; Metazoa; Chordata; Actinopteri; Clupeiformes; Engraulidae. The record is from RefSeq and is a predicted model, not a curated record. The transcript is spliced from 14 exons. Gene Ontology annotation, cellular component: NSL complex. Gene Ontology annotation, molecular function: histone acetyltransferase binding.
GGCGAGGGAACCAGAGAACUGCUGCUGACGGCUAGAAGAAGGAAGGGAGAGGCAGAGAGAGCUAGACGAGACGGACAUAAAAGGGAACCCCCCCUCCUCCGAUCGGCCGCUCAAAAAUACUUCAUUUAAUUAAAGAUUAAAAAGGGAAGGAGGCAAAAAAUCGUCGCCAUCGUUGCCGCAGGCUCCUCGCCAGGCCAUGCCAAGGACACGGCGAUGUACUACUACUUCAGUCGGCCCAAAAUGAGCGUUAGCGCGGCUGGGGGGGCAGCAGCUACCGCGGGGGUGGGUGCUGCUGGCAGGGCCAGGGCCGGGCGUCUGCAGAAUGGCAGCCGAUGUGUAGGGGGAGGUGGCUGGGGAGAGCUGGUGAACGGUGACGGGGGAUUCACCGCUACUUCCAACGCAAGCCCUACGGAUCGCCGCUAUGGCCAGCAGGCGCGUAGCCGAGUUGAAACGGAGGCCCAGACCAACAACAGCGAGUGGGACAGAGACCGAGACGUGGAUCCCGACUCUGUUCCCUGCUGCCUCGGCGCAGAACCGGGACUGGGUACGGCGAGGCGAAAACGGAAUAACAGCAGCAGUAGCACUAACAGCAGCGCAUGCCUCUUUGUGAACGGAGGCAUUAUCACGCCCGACCGAGCUGGUGCGUGUAGGCAGCGCAGGCAGCCUGGUGGUAGUGCGGUGGUCGGUAGACAAAGCCACGGAUCACCACCACCACCACCACGAGAAGAGAAAGAUAACGGCGUCAAUAUUGAUCAGGAAGCCGAGGGGUGCACUAGGCAAGGCGGGGGCGAACGAAAGCAGACUUCUUGUAUGGACUCUCUGGCGUCUGCGAGAGGACAGCAGCAGUAUGGCAGAGCCAGCAAACCGCAAGCCUCGGUCACCGGGAGGAGGAACUGCAAAGGACAGAGUCGGAACCACCAGAGUCGGGACAAGGGCGGCGGAAACGGAGCUCUACUCCUUUCGGCCACUGGCGCUGCAAGGUGUGGCCACCACCAGCACCACCAAAACGCCGAUUCGGCGAACAGCAACAGCAAGCGCCGUGGAUGUAGUUCUAGCAGCAGCUACGGCCGCGGCCCCUCCAAACGCGUGUGCUAUGCGGGUACAGGCACGGGCAGGGCUGCGGACUGCGACACUACGGACAGAGCGAGGGCGAGGAGGAUGCGGAGGGGGAGAACACGGACACACCAGGAGCAGGAGCUGGGUCCCGGUGGUGGUGGUGGUGGUUCUCCUUUUACGCAUGAGGAUGGGAGUGAGGGCGACGGCCAACGGAGCCUCCUACGGGCAGCAGGUCGGGGGGAGGAUGAUGAUUCGGUGGUGGUGGAGGGGGACUGUGCGCUCAGUCGCUCGUGCUCAACUGGGUCUCGUAAAUCCAGUUCGAGAGCGCGUGGAGCAGCAGGUGACACUGCCGAUGCUGAUGAUGCAGGGAAUGUAAACAGCAUCAGCAGCAGCAGCAGUGGCGACAUGGUGGCACACACGCGCCACACCGCCAAAGGGCGCGUGAGACUCUACCGUGUGCGCUCGUACCUGGCCAGCACUUCCUCCGCUGGGUACCACAACGGUCACGGGACCGGGACUGAAGGGCGAUGCUGCGGUCUGAACGGGAGUAGCAGCAGCAGCAGCAGCAGCAGUAGUAGCAGCAGCAGCAGCAGCAGCAGCAGCAUCACGUCCUCCUCCAGCUCACCGAGCCCUCCAGACACAGCCCUGCCCAGCAAGCGCACUCCUCAGGCGGGGAACCUUGGCGAGCAUAGCGGGGUGAAGGAGGAGGAGGAUGAUGGGGGUGGUGGUGGUUCAACUGAUGGAGCAGCAGCAAGCCCCUCUCAGCCUCCAGUGGUACCCAGCCUCUCAGAUGCUGACAGACCAGGUGUGGGGGCUGGGGAUGCAGACCAUCAGGUGGAGGUGGCGUCGGGGGAGGCGUGUCGUCGGCAGGCGGAGCUGGAGAGGCGUUCGGAGCAGGUGCUGCGGAGGCUACAGGCCGUUCAGGUGAAGCAGGUGGAGAGACACGUCUGUCAGCAGCUCCAGGGACUACAGAGGGCCACCAGUGGAAACACCAGGUACCGGGACCGUAAGAGCUCCUCCUGCUCCUCCUCCUCCUCCGCGGCGUCAGCAUCAGCAUCAGCUUCAGCAUCAGCAUCAGCAGCUGGAGUGGGGCCCGUGGUGCUGAACCAUAGCUCUAGGAGAGAGCUCAGUCGCCUGGCCUACAGCUGCACCGAGGUGCUCUCAGCAGCAGGGGGCGCACUCGACUCGGACCACACGGCCAGCAGCUCCGGGGGAAGCAGCGAGGAAGAGGAGGAGGACGGGGAGGAGGAGGUGGAGAUGAUGAUGAUGAUGAUGAGGGGGGCGAUGAGGAGAGGAGCCUCGGCCUCGACAUACAUGAGGUCACUCAAAGCAGAGAGGCGGGCUGCAGAGCUGCACUGGGGCCAGGAGAGGGCGCGGCUAGGCAGCCGAUGGGUGUGGCUACAGGCCCAGGUGUCGGAACUGGAGUACCGCAUACGAGCCCUCACCGAGCUGUACACACACCUGCGGCAGGGCAAGGUACGCGUUGGUCCAGAGACGCCUCUGAGAGCCCCCCGCCUUCCCCCAUCACCACACAGCUCCACCAGCAGGUCGCCGUGUGCAGGUGAGCCACUCAGGAAGUCCCGUGCUGAAGACCCCGCCCCCCUGCCACUCCCCCCUCCCGCCUCGGCGGCGCGCGUCUGCCCGUUACCACGGCUACGCAGGCACAAACUGCUCCGUCUGGAUACACUGCCGGCCCUGCAGACCAAGGUGGUGUCUGUCCCGUGUGCGUGCGAUGGCUCCGUGGUGUGUGUGUUGUGCGCGGGUGUGCCGCCCCAUCCCCCACCCGGCACACGCGUGUGUGUGGAGCAGACUCCGUCGCCGUCACGGCUGGACCUGUGUGUGCACCCUGUUCUUACUCUCCCUUCAGACAUUCCUCUAGCGCUUCAGUGCAGGACAUCUCCGCUGGUCGGCGGUUCCCACAAUGCACUGCGCCGGGCAGGUGUGUCGGCCACGCCCCCUGUGCUGGGCAGUAGGCGGGGUCAGGGAGGGCCGAGGACGGGGCGCGUGCGGAGGAGACUGAUGUGCCCUCGACCACCACACGCCCUACCCCCCCUGCAGCAUGCUAUAGGAGGAGGAGGCGGUAGGAACCACCGUUGCGUCAUCGGUCCCGGAAUGCUGUCUCCACGAAUCACAGACCUCCCUCCCCUGUCCACCACUCCCCCAGCUCCAGGUUCAACCAAUCAGCCCCUGCGCAGGCGUCGAGGGGAGAGCUCGUUUGACAUCGAUAACCUGGUGAUGCCCAUGGGCCUAGCAGGACUGGGGGCCCGCGUGCAGAAGAUCCAGUACAAGGAGAUCAUCACACCCAGCUGGAGGGAGCUGGGGGAGGAGUCGGGAUCUCCACAGGCCUCUCCAAAUUCCGCACACUCACACACACAUCAGGAAGAGCUUCAGGAAGAACAGGAACCGGACGAGGUGGAGGAUAUGUCUGACGGUGCGUUCCUGAGUCGCCACGCGUUGUACGAGGGGAAGGAACGCGGACGCUGGAGAAACUGGGCACACAGACGUCGGCGGGGCAGGUCCUCUGGGUUCCCCGGUGAGGGCAGGUGGAGCUCCAGGCUGCUGGAGGGGCUGCCGGCCUCCCCUGACGCCCGCCACGGGCUCACCUUCGACGGGGAGAGCACGCCCGCCAGCCCCCUCACCUCCACCUCCACCUCCACCUCCACAGAUCCAGACGAGGCCAGCCUUUACCAAGCAGAAGAGGAGUACCAGGUGAGGUUGCCAUGGGAGCGCAGGACGUUCCCUCUGCUGGAGUUGGAGCUGGCGGCCCUUCAGGGCGAGGAGGAGGAAGAGGAGGAAGAGGAAGAAGAAGAGGGGGGGUGCGAGGGCAGCGGGCGCAGUCACAGCACCGACUCAGGCAUAUCCAUGGGCAGCCUGGAACUCUCUCUCUCCCCGAGGACCCCUCAGCCGGCUCCACCACCCCCCCCCCCCCCCCUCACCCUCACCCAUCCCGUGCCAGUUGCCGCGGCAACUAGCUCAACUCAGGACUCUUCACAGCCCCUCUUUGCUCGCCCCCCCAUCUCACCUUCCCAGUGAACUCUCCCCCUUCCGAAUCACAGGCCAUCCUCACCAGUCCAGCCCAGUCCAUAUCAAUCGCACCCUGAUCCAUCCACCCCUGAUGCACAUGGCCCCAGUCAUAGACCAGAUCAAUCGCACCCUGAUCCAUCCACCCCUGAUGCACAUGGCCCCAGUCAUAGACCAGAUCAAUCGCACCCUGAUCCACACUCUCUGCUGCACACACAGUCCCAGUGUAUAAGCUUGAUCAAUUGCACCUUGAUUCAUUCCCAGCCUAGACCAGAUAAAUUGCACCCCUAUCCACACACACACACGCACAAAAGAUACAGUGCAAGGAGAUCGUUACACACAGACACACACACACACACACACACACACACACACACACACACACACACACACACUCAAAAGAGCCGCAUCUUAGGCUUGAUCAAUCGCAUCCCUGAUCUCCACAUCCUGGCUCUCCUCUCCUCUUGUCGCCAUGUUAAGGCCAGAUCAAUCGCCGCCUGAUCUAAUCUAAUCCAGACUUCUGUCCAGCCCACACCAACCUCAGCCAAGACCAGAUCAAUCGCCGCCUGAUCUAUUCUGUCCAAAGAAUCCUCCCUCCCUCUCCAGGAACCUUCUCAGUGAGCCACGCCCUGGAGGAGAUCAAACGCAUCCUGAAACCAGACACCGUUUGUACACACACACACACACACACACACACACACACACACACACACACACACACACACACACACACACACACACACACACACACACACACACACACACACACACACACACACACACACACACACACAGGCUGCAAUGCGGUUUUACACAUGGCCCAGCCUCAACCAGGUCAAUCGCUGCCCAAUUUUAGCACCCCAACUCUGCAUUACCACAGUAAAUGAAUUAUCACACACACACACACACACACACACACACACACACACACACACACACACACACACACAAAGCUCACACACACACACACACACACACACACACACACACACACACACACACACACACACACACACACACACACACACACACACACACACACACACACACACACACACACACAUACAGCAUCCAGUAACAUUGGAUUACCACAACACAGCAAUACACACUGUCUCCACCCUUGCCUUACACGACUCAAGCAACAGCAGCCCCAGAGGCCCCUUUAUACACACACACACACACACACACACACACACACACACACACACACACACACACACACACACACACACACACACACACACACACACACACACACAUAUACUUUGCACCCUCACUUUACUCAUCUAAUAUUAUUACCCAUACUUCCUUUGUCAUACAGUUGAAUAGUCUAAUAUUAAUUGUCUAUAAUUUUCGAAUGAAUCGCCGUUGAACAUUAGUCAAGAUAUAUCCUUGGCUGUCAAUGCCAUGAGGAUCGUCUAUCGGACGUGACCCUAUUUAGGUUACGUUAAGGUCAGUUCUUGACCUCACUUCGCAACCAGACCAGUUCUGACCUCACACACACAUUGGUGUGAGGUGACGUUUGUAAGCCAACAUUGCAUUAUUAUGUAGAACUGGAACACUAACUCUAACUCCUAGAGCUUGUAUACACACACUAAAGGUGACCUGUCACCUCUGGGGAACAGUGGGGGGCGGGGCCAGACCACACUACAAUACACUACCAAAGAAUCUUCUAGUAGAGAAAAGAUCAUUCAAACCACGCCCACCCAGUGCAAAGGAGUGUGCUCAAGCAAAAAUACUGAACCAGAGCAAGAUAUCGCAAAGCACCCCACUCAAUGGGUGCAUCCCAAUAUGUGACCUUGCCUCCUCCACUUGUGCUUGUCUCCUCGUCCCGCCUCCUGGCCCCUCCUCCGUGGAGAAAACGAUAGUUUCCCAGCUGUCAGCCUCGCCACAACAACUUUUGAGGGACUGUUUUUCAUUAACCAUCCCAAUUGCAAAUGAGAAAAAGACUUUACAAUUGAGCUUUUGCAAGAUAUUGAAAUAUAAUGCUGUUGUCAGUGAUGUCAUCAUGACGAGAAGCAAGUGGAGGAGGCAAGUGGAGGAGGCAAGGUCGCAUAUUAAAACGCACUCAAUGCAAAAGCGUGUGCUCAAGUUGGGUCUCCUAAGGGGGCGUUGUCCCUUACUGCUUCUUCUCUUUUUGAGGUGUUUGCGCAGGACGUGCGCUACCGCCAUCUACAGCGCUAAGGGGACUCCAUUUAUUCUCAACCUCAGGACUCCGAAGGUCUCCUGACCGAAGGUCUCCUAAAGUUCACCCGACAUAAAGUGGAUACCGGAAAAGAAACAAAAUGACGCUCCUGGUUAGAUCCACCUUCUUUGGCUCAAGUUUGGUGUUCUAAAGGGGGCGUUGUCCCCUCCUUCUUCUCUUUUUUGUGGUGUUUGGUGGCAGCUUGCAUAACAUGUGCGCUACCGCCAUCUACAGCACGAAGGGAUACUCCAUUUAUUCUCAACCGUAAGACUCCACAGGUCUCCAAACUGACUCCUAAAGGGGCGUUCACCUGACGUCACAUGGAGCCAGGAAAAGAAUGGGCUUGAUAUAUCUUACUCUAAUGGAAGAUUCUUUGACAAUACACUACACUACCCACAAGCCACUGCACCUUAAAUUCCUGCUCUGCAAUAUCCCUCCUCCCCUCCUGACCCGUACUGUAUGAUCUCCCGACCGCUCGCCCCACAAGGGUCAAAGGUCAAGCUGAAAAAGCUCCAGUGCUUGUGAUGAAGUUCCAGUUCUCGUGUCAUCACCGGUGUCCUUGAAUGGUCUCUCAAGGUCAUCUCAUCCAGGACUGCCCCUCCCACCACCACCACCAUCAUAAACAGACU